AUGAUUCCAUUAAUGGUUUAAUAACGACAAAUCCAGUACUGUAUUUUAAGGUUAUACUUGUAUAACUUUUGUGUUCUAGUACAUUAGCUCCUAAAAUACUAACUAAUAAACACCAUGAGUGCUUUGAGACAUUUAUCUCGUAUUAUCAAAUACCAGUGUACAUGGACAUUCACUCGUUCAUUCAGUAAUAGGAACAUUUUGAAACUUAGUGAACGCGGAAUGUAUCAGGAUAUGUUUCCAAACACAUCUGCAAAUGAAAUUAUAAAUUUGCUUCAACAUGCACCACAGUGUGUGUAUGCUGGUUUUGAUCCCACAGCCAACAGUCUUCACGUAGGGAAUUUAUUGGUUAUAAUAAAUUUAUUACAUUGGCAACGUGGUGGACAUAAUGUCAUUGCAUUGAUAGGAGGAGCGACGGGCCAUGUAGGAGACCCUAGUGGAAGAAGUACAGACCGUGUGGCUUUACAUAAAGAUGUCAUACAUGACAACAUCAGCUGCAUUCAAAAGAACUUAGUAACAGUAUUUGAAAACCAUCAGAAGUAUAUUUGGUCCGAUAAGAGUCGAUUAAAACCAUUGAAAAUAGUCAACAAUGAACUCUGGUACAGAGACAUAGAUGCAAUAAAAUUUGUCAGUGAAAUAGGUCGUAAUUUUCGUAUGGGCACGAUGCUACUAAAGCAAAGUGUACAAACUAAGCUCAACUCUGAAGUUGGUAUGAGCUUCACUGAGUUUGCUUAUCAGAUAUUUCAAUCUUACGAUUGGUUACACUUACUGAAGGAGUAUGACUGCAGGUUCCAGAUUGGUGGUAGUGACCAAAUGGGAAACAUUAGCGCAGGACAUGAAUUAAUUAGUAGAACGGCGAAGAAGGAAGUUUACGGUUUAACGUUACCUCUAGUCACAACAGAAGAAGGUGACAAGUUUGGCAAGUCAGCUGGAAACGCUUUGUGGUUGGAUCCUCACAAAACAAGUCCAUUUGGCCUUUAUCAGUACUUCAUUAGAACUAAAGACUCGGAAGUCGAGAGAUUAUUGAAGCUAUUUACAUUUUAUACCCUGGGAGAGAUCAAAGACAUUAUGUUCAAGCAUAAAGAGCAUCCUGAACAGAGAUAUCCACAACAAUGUUUGGCUGAACAAUUAACCACUUUGGUUCAUGGAGAAGGAGGGUUAGCUAAAGCGCGUCGAGUUACAGAUGCGAUAUAUAACAAAGACGUGAACUCGCUCGUUUCCCUAACCCCGACAGAGAUGGAACAAGUGUUCGAAGGCGCGCCCGUCGUUAACAUGCUACUGUCGCCUGGCAUAACUGUAUUCGAUCUUGGGAUGAAAUCUAAAUGCUUCCCUACGGAGAGUGACGCGAUGAGAAUCAUCAAAGCCGGCGGGUUUUAUAUAAAUCACCAAAGAGUACAGAAGAUUGACGAAGUUAUCACGGAAUCCGCUCAUAUUCUUCCCAACUUAGUUUCGUUGUUGCGAGUUGGCAAACGGAACUAUUACAUUGUUAAAUGGCAAACGUAA
Hyposmocoma kahamanoa is the source of this 1500-nucleotide messenger RNA. It is a transcript of the gene TyrRS-m, whose product is annotated as tyrosine--tRNA ligase, mitochondrial. Gene Ontology annotation, cellular component: cytosol; mitochondrion. Gene Ontology annotation, biological process: tyrosyl-tRNA aminoacylation. NCBI's taxonomy places the organism in Eukaryota, Metazoa, Arthropoda, Insecta, Lepidoptera, Cosmopterigidae. The record is from RefSeq and is a predicted model, not a curated record. The transcript has 8 exons. Gene Ontology annotation, molecular function: RNA binding; ATP binding; tyrosine-tRNA ligase activity. Bases 115 to 1500 code for a protein of 461 amino acids.